Molecule: messenger RNA, 1104 nt
Organism: Penicilliopsis zonata CBS 506.65
Lineage: Eukaryota; Fungi; Ascomycota; Eurotiomycetes; Eurotiales; Aspergillaceae
Exons: 3
Coding region: 1-1104 (367 amino acids)
Source: RefSeq, a predicted model, not a curated record
AUGUCUCCGCCUAGAGAAGCCUCCCAUGCGGGUUCCUGGUACUCUGACAGUCCGCGGACUCUCAGCCGACAGCUCGACGCCUGGCUGGCCCAGGUCCCCAGCGAGGUUGAGGGGAUAGGACAGCUCCCUGUGCCUGGAGCCCGAGUGAUCAUCGCUCCCCAUGCUGGCUAUGCUUACUCUGGGCCCUGUGCCGCCCAUGCUUACAAGGCCUGGGAUUUGUCGAAGGCGAAGCGUAUCUUUGUAUUAGGUCCCUCGCACCACUAUCCGCUGUCAACGCUGGCCCUCCCACAGCUGACUGCCUACUACACGCCGCUGGCAAACGACCCUCUACCGCUGGAUACGGAACUGAUUGCGUCGCUGCUUUCCACUAAGGUGACCAGGUCCAACGGGACCGAUAUCAGUUUCACGACCAUGACUCGGUCGAUCGACGAGGACGAACACAGCAUCGAACUGCACCUCCCUUAUAUCCACCGUCUGCUCCAGCUGCAAUACCCCAACAAACCCACCUCUUCGUACCCUCCACUCGUCCCCAUUAUGGUGGGCAGCACGUCCGCAGCGACGGAGCGGGCCUUUGGAAGCCUGCUGGCCCCUUACCUGGCCGACCCGUCGAAUGCGUUUGUCAUCAGCUCCGACUUCUGCCAUUGGGGUCUGCGGUUCCACUACACAUACUAUGUCCCCGAGGCUCCGAAGCCUGGACCAAGGCUUCCCCUCUCCAGUAGUGCCCUACCUCAACCGGGAGGGGAGAUGGAGGACGUAGAGGAUGACAUCGAGCUGGUUUCGGCAGGCCAUUCCCUCCAACGCCGAGACCGCGUGCAUACCCAUGCCCCAGCGAUCCACGAAAGCAUCUCCGCCUUUGACAUGGCCACAAUGGCGGCCAUCACUACCGGCAGCACCGAGACCUUUCUCAGCACCAUCCAGCGGACGGGGAACACCGUCUGCGGGCGCCAUCCGAUCGGCGUGGUGAUGGCGGCUCUGGAAGAGAUCACGAGCGAAGACGAGGGCAAGAAGGGGAAAUUCCACUUCGUGCGCUACGAACGCAGCUCUGACGUCGUGGACGUGACAGACAGCUCGGUGAGUUAUGUCUCUGCCUUUGCGGUACUGUAG